UUAGACUUAUCUGACAUCUCACAGAACAAAGUUUGUUUUGGUAUGUGUAAUUUCAUAAUAUGAAAACAAUAUUUUAUUUACUUUCGUACACUAUACAGUCAUCAAAUCGAUUGACUUAUUAAAAAAAUCAUGAGCUCAAAAAACAAAGAAGCAGGAGAUGAAGAAAAGAAACCUAUCGUUAUCAAAAAUGCAACUGAUCUUCAAAGGUUAAAACUCGAAAAACUAAUGAAAAAUCCCGACAAACCAGUUAUGAUACCUGAUGGACCUAAGCAAAAGUCACUGGCUCCGCCGCCGGAUUUCGUACGUAAUGUUAUGGGAUCUAGUGCUGGUGCUGGUUCAGGAGAGUUUCACGUUUAUAGACAUCUACGAAGAAAAGAAUAUGCAAGACAAAAGUUCAUACAGGAGAAAAGUGAAAAGGAAAAACUUGAUGAUGAAUACCAUAAUAAGAUAGAAGAAAAUAAAAGUAAGGCAGAAGAGAAAACAGCCAAAAAACGAGCUAAGAGAUUAAAGAAGAAACAGAAAUCAAAGACUAGGGCAAAAAAACCUAAAGAUUCAGACAAUAAUUUAGAAUGUAAGGAAUCAGAUAGUGGUGAAUCUAGUGAAGAGGAAACUGAAGAGGAAAAUGAUAAAGAUAUAGAAUCAAAAUCUUCUCAAUCAAAAGAUACUGAAUUUAAAUCUUCUCCAUCAAAAGAUAUUGAAUCCAAAUCUUCUGCAUCAAAAGAUAUUGAAUCUAAAUCUUCUCCAUCAAAACUAGUUGAAUCUAAAGUGUCUCCAUCAAUAGAUGAUUCAUGAUGACUUAAGAAAUAUAAAAAAAAUUUCUGUGUUAA
Molecule: messenger RNA, 827 nt
Organism: Pararge aegeria (speckled wood butterfly)
Lineage: Eukaryota; Metazoa; Arthropoda; Insecta; Lepidoptera; Nymphalidae
Product: PRKR-interacting protein 1 homolog
Exons: 3
Coding region: 130-792 (220 amino acids)
Biological process (GO): negative regulation of protein kinase activity
Cellular component (GO): nucleolus
Molecular function (GO): protein kinase inhibitor activity; protein kinase binding; double-stranded RNA binding
Source: RefSeq, a predicted model, not a curated record